GGUAACAUCCCGGUAACAUAGCAACGCAGCAGUGAAAACAGCUUUCCAAGAGCACAUCGACAAGAACGUGAAACAGAUUGCUGUUUAUGGUAGCAGCUUGCGUUAAAUAGUUGAAAAUGAGUUCAAGACAGGUUCAGCAAGUCUUUGAAAGGUAUCAAAAAGAGAGGACAGCUUUCGUCCAGAAAGUCGCGGAUCUCGCAAAUCAUUCGGAGAACAUCGAAACGCUACAGAAUGGAGGUGCAAUGGCUCUUUUAAGACCUCUUCUACUUGAUGUUGUACCCAGUAUUCAACAAACAGCCGCCUUGGCUCUUGGCAGACUGGCUAAUUACAAUGAAGACCUUGCAGAGGCUGUUGUGAAAGGAGACAUUCUACCACAGCUUGUGUACUCUCUGGCAGAGCAAAAUCGGUUUUACAAGAAGGCUGCUGCAUUUGUUCUUCGAGCUGUAGCAAAACACUCUCCCCAGCUGGCACAGGCUGUAGUGGACUGUGGUGCUUUGGAUGCUCUUGUUAUCUGUUUAGAAGAGUUUGACCCUGGAGUCAAAGAAGCUGCAGCCUGGGCUCUUGGCUAUAUUGCUAGACACAAUGCUGAGCUCUCUCAGGCUGUAGUUGAUGCAGGAGCUGUUCCUUUGUUGGUCCUUUGUAUUCAAGAACCUGAAAUGCCUCUUAAGAGAAUAGCUGCAUCAGCAUUAAGUGACAUUUGUAAACAUUCUCCAGAGCUGGCACAAACAGUAGUGGAUGCAGGAGCAAUUGCUCAUCUUGCUCAGAUGAUUCUUAAUCCAGAUUCAAAACUAAAGCGACACAUAUUUUCUGCAUUGAGCCAGAUUGCAAAGCAUUCUGUAGACUUGGCUGAAAUGGUUGUUGAGGCUGAAAUAUUUCCAGCUGUUCUGGCCUGUCUGAAAGAUGAAGAUGAAUAUGUCAAGAAGAAUGUGGCAACUCUCAUUAGAGAAAUAGCAAAGCACACACCAGAGCUUGCGCAGUUGAUUACAAAUGCUGGAGGGGUUGGAGCAGUGGUAGACUAUAUCAAGGAAUCCAAAGGAAAUGUACGUCUGCCUGGAAUCAUGAUGCUUGGUUAUGUCGCAGCCCACUCAGAAACACUUGCCAUGUCUGUUAUUGUUUCUAAGGUAUGAAGGACAGUGCAUUUGUACAGAGGUUUUUAUAGCAGGAAAAGUUUCUGGUUGCACUUCUAUUUUGUGGGUGAAGAUUUUCUCUGGAAAAUUGUACCAUUUUUUCCAAGCUACAUGUAUGAACUAAUGAAACUGUAAGUCAUGAAUUGAACAUCUGAUUGCAAACAACCAACUUUUAUAGUGCUCGUGUUUUAUUGAUAUUCCGGAAAUAAAUUGGUUUAAAAUGUGAUAAUUAUACACUGGGAUAAAUUAUUAUGUAAGCUUGUAUUUU
Orbicella faveolata is the source of this 1395-nucleotide messenger RNA. RefSeq names its product sperm-associated antigen 6-like. Gene Ontology annotation, cellular component: microtubule cytoskeleton. Lineage: Eukaryota; Metazoa; Cnidaria; Anthozoa; Scleractinia; Merulinidae. Gene Ontology annotation, biological process: cilium movement. Gene Ontology annotation, molecular function: microtubule binding. The record is from RefSeq and is a predicted model, not a curated record.